AAGAAUAUGAGGCUCAGUGAAAGCCUCGUCUCGAGGGCUCUGCUCCUCCUCUCUCAUCCCACUCACUCCACUCCACGCCCGCCUCAAUGGCCACCUCCUCCAUCCUUCCGCUCCACCUUCCGUCCUGCACGAGGCGGACCGUGCGGGCCUCUUCGUCUGCCGCAGUGGCCCCGGCGACCACGCAGUCCCUGGAGGAGUCGUUCGGCCGGAAGGGUCUCAAGUUCAGCGCCGACCCGGCGGGGGGCGCCCCCACGGCGGAGCUGAGCGUGCGGAACGGCAGCUCGCUGCAGCUCCGGCUGGGCGAUGGCUUGGUCACGUCGUACAGGCCCAAGGUGUACUGGAAGGACGACGGGUGCAGGGAGUUGCUGCACACGGUGGCCGGCGGGGAGGACGGCAAGGUGAAGGGCGGCGUCGGGCUCGUGCUCAACGAGGUGUCCUCGUCGGGCGGCGCCCAGUCGCUGAUCGAUGGGGCCGAGUGGGCCGUCAAGGAUGCAGACUCCGACUCCUACGAUGCGGUACAGGUUGAGCUUGGGUGUACCAAGGGCAAGCUGGACAUAUCGUACGUGGUGACCCUGUACCCGCUGAGCAUGGCGACGGCGGUGAUCGUCCGGAACACCGGCACCAAGCCGGUGGAGCUGACGAGCGCGGUGCUGAGCCACAUCAAGUUCGACAAGCGGCGCGGCACGGCCGUGGAGGGGCUCCGGGGCUGCCCCUACUGCUCCCACCCGCCGCCGGCUUCCGGUUUCAGCCUCCUCUCCCCGGCCGAGGCCAUGAAGCGGGAGGACCCCGGCUGGCUCUCCUUCGGCGGCGAAGAGGAGCCCAGGCAGGGCGUCUGGACCGUCGAGGAGAACCUCUACACCACGCUCAAGAAGAAGGUGAGCCGGGUGUACGCGGCGCCGCCGGAGGAGAGGAAGAAGCGCAUCUACAGCACCGCGCCGUCCAGGUUCACUACCAUCGACCAGUAUAGCGGGCUUGGGUUCAGGCUGGUGAGGAUGGGGUACGAGGACAUGUACCUGUGCAGCCCAGGGGCCAUGUACGAGAAGUUCGGGACGGACUACUUCCUGUGCACGGGGCCAGCGUCCAUGCUGGUGCCCGUGGUCGUCAACCCUGGCGAGGAGUGGAGGGCCGCGCAGGUCAUCGAGCACGACAACUUGUAGCCUUUCCCUUUUUCUUCCUUCCUUUUUUUUUGUGAACAGAAUUACAGAAUCGAUUGGCUCGUCGUGUACAUUCUCGUAUACAUGUUGAUGGGUCUCGCCCAGUCGCCCUCCUGUAAUUGCCCGGUCGGUGCCAAAGAGAUAGAUUUAUACAGGAAUAGCUCUUCCAGUGAGAAGCAGCUUCUAGCGUA
This is a messenger RNA of Phragmites australis (common reed), 1345 nucleotides long. Its product is annotated as photosynthetic NDH subunit of subcomplex B 2, chloroplastic-like. Gene Ontology annotation, molecular function: catalytic activity; carbohydrate binding. The record is from RefSeq and is a predicted model, not a curated record. Bases 87 to 1157 code for a protein of 356 amino acids. Lineage: Eukaryota; Viridiplantae; Streptophyta; Magnoliopsida; Poales; Poaceae. The transcript has 3 exons. Gene Ontology annotation, biological process: carbohydrate metabolic process.